Hippocampus zosterae (dwarf seahorse) is the source of this 858-nucleotide messenger RNA. Its product is annotated as liver-expressed antimicrobial peptide 2. Gene Ontology annotation, biological process: antimicrobial humoral immune response mediated by antimicrobial peptide; defense response to bacterium. Lineage: Eukaryota; Metazoa; Chordata; Actinopteri; Syngnathiformes; Syngnathidae. The record is from RefSeq and is a predicted model, not a curated record. The transcript has 3 exons. Bases 378 to 617 code for a protein of 79 amino acids.
GCUUUUCACCCAUUACCCGAGGUAAGCAAAUGCGGAAUUCGAGGCGCACACUGCCGUGACAGUGGUUCAAAAACAGGAAAUGAGAUGGGUGUCGGUACCUCUGUUGUCGUGAAGGUGAAAAUUUAACUUUUUGUUUUUUUUGCUGGUGCGUGGUUACGUCCCGUCCGGGUGACACACGUGGAGUUGUCCUCAAUCCACAGGUUAAAGACUACGUUGCAGUAAAUACUGAUAAGUGCACCCGCCUGCUUGUAUCUGGCGAUCACUUCCAGGCAUCUAAUAAACCAACUGAUCUUUAAUGGUAGCUCCUCCUUAACCUAAUUCAAGCCUUUUUAAUGGAAGCCACACCGAUACGGGACAUUUAGCUCCAUUUGGACACCAUGAGGACGCUGGUGCAGAAGGUUGUCGUUUUGUCUCUGCUGAUGGCUCUGCUGUGCCGCACGCAGGUGGAAUCGGCACCUGUGCCGGAAGACUGGACCGGCUUGGUCCAGCGGACCAAGAGGUCUUUGCUGUGGCGCUGGAACUCCAUGAAGCCGGUGGGCGAUAGCUGCAGGGAUCAUAUGGAGUGUGCCACGAAAUACUGCAGGAGAAACAUUUGCUCUUUCUGGAAAUUCACCUGAAGAACACAAACAAUUCCAUCAGGGCGAGUGUCGGCACAACAAGCUGCUUCUUCAUGGAUCAAAUAAACAACAAAAAAACAAGUUUGUUUCUUGGUCAAAUAUAGACACCAGUGCGAUGUGUAAGAGCUGUCAUUUUAUAUAUUUGUAUUUUCAUACUGUAAACAAUGUCAGCAGAUUCCAUUCUAAACAUUUUUUUUAUUUUAACAUUAAAAAAAUAAGUCCAAUAAAUGGAUUCAAAUUA